UGUGUUUGUGCUAAUGUUCCGGACUGUGCACAGCUGGUAAAGACACGCUGUCAACUUUUGACAGCUUCGGAAACUUAACGACACCGUGAUCUGGAACAAACCUCGCAAAGAUGAAUCGAGACUUAAAGUAUUGGAAGGAAGCAGCCACUGUCAUCUUGACUUCGGGUGUUCGAAAUUGUUUUGUGAAUAAAGAUCCUACCAGUACACAGACUUGUCAGCCUCCACGUUCAGUGCCGAAACAAAAAAGAAAUGUAAUUCACUCAUGGUUGGAGAAGCCUGUCUUUGAUUAUGCUGUACUUACGUUACAGCGGAGUGCAAAAAGCAGUUUCUUGCCUCAUGCUCAGGUAUUUCCUGGAGGUACGAUCAGUCCGUCUGAUUUUUCCAGUGAGUGGAUUCAGAUGUUUCAGUCCUUUUGCAAGCCACCUAACUUUAAACUUGGUACAGUCAAACAAACCUCCAAAAGACCUCCAAUUUUUGCAACGGACAGGAGAAAGCUAGGAUCUGAAGUCCCUGGAGAGGUGGCUUUCCGUAUUUGUGCUAUUAGGGAAACUUUUGAAGAAUCAGGGAUUCUACUUGUGAAGCCAAAUACCCCUGAAACAUGUUCGAGCAGCCAAGGAGCCAUAAAGCUCACACAGUACGACCAAAAGGAACUUGCAAAUUGGAGGCUGCUUGUGCAGAAAAAUGCAGCAAAUUUUAUAAAGCUUUGCAAAGAGCUGGACUGUAUACCAAAUAUUUGGGCAUUGAAGGAGUGGAGUAAUUGGUUAACUCCCACUUACUUGGAGAGUAAGCGUUUUGAUACUGCAUUCUUCAUCUGUUGUUUGCAAGAGAUUCCUUUCACAUUGCAAGAUGGUUAUGAAACUGUUUCUCACAACUGGAUGUCCCCACCUGAUUUUGCUGAAGGCUACAUUUCGGGGAAAUUCUACAUCCCUCCCCCGCAGUGGUAUGAACUGAACAGACUCUGCCAAAUACCCCAUUUUCAGGAUCUGCAGCAGUUUAUCCAGCACCGGGCAUUGGAAGGCUGUGAACGAUGGCUUCCAAUUCGUCUUCUUGCUUCUGAUGGCUCUGCGAUUUUGUGUCCUGGGGAUGAACUUUAUCCAGAGGAUCCAGAUUACACAGGAGAAAAGCAGAUGAACAUCAGUUCCCCAAAAACUCUGGAACAAUUGAGGUUAGAGGUUACCAAACUAAAUCGUGCGGAACUGAGAGAUUUGCAUGGCAUAACACUGUACGUGAAUAUUGAGCCACCGUAUAAACACAUCAAUCCACUAAUAGUGAACCCAAUACUUUCCAGUUAUCUGUAAGUUCUUCCAAUGAAUCAACAAAAAUAUCUGUCAAAAAUGUUCUUAAAUGAUCAAAAUUUAUUUUUGAAUGUCUUCAAAUAGAACACGGGUAACAAUAUCAAAAAAGAAUUAGAACAUUACAGCGCACACAGGCACUUCGGCCCUUGAUGUUGCACCCACCUGUGGAACCAAUCUGAAGCCCAUCUAACCUACACUAUUCCAUUCUUUUCCAUAUGCUUGUUCAAUGACCAUUUAAUUGCCCUUAAAGUUGGUGAGUCUACUUCUAUUGGAGACAGUGCAUUCCAUACCCCUACUAUUCUGAGUACAGAAACUCAGUCUGACAUCUGCCCUACAUCUAUCGCCCCUCAAUUCAAAGCUAUAUUCCCGUGUGCUAGCCAUCACCAUCAGAGGAAAAGGCUGUCACUGUCCAACCUGUCUAACCCUCUGAUUAUCUUAUGUCUCAAUUAAGUCACUUCUCCACCUUCUCUCUAACGAAAACAGUCUCACAUCCCUCAGCCUUUCCUCGUAAGACCUUCCCUCCAUUCCAGGCAACAUCCUAGUAAAUCUUCUCUGAACCCUUUCCAAAGCUUCCGCGUCCUUCCUAUAUUGCGGUGACCAGAACUGUACACAAUACUCCAAAUGUGGCCACACCAGAGUUUUGUACAGCUGCAGGAUGAUCUCAUGGUUCCAAAUCUCAAUCCCUCUACCAAUAAAAGCUAACGCACUGUAUGCCUUCUUAACAACACAAUCAACCUAGGUGGCAACUUUUAAGGAUCUGUGUACUUGGACACAGAUCACUCUGCUCAUCUACACCAUCAAGAAUCUUGCUCAAUAAUCUGUAUUCCUGUUACUCCUUCCAAAGUGAAUCACCUCACGUUAUUGUGCAUUAAACUCCAUUUGCCACCUCUCAGCCCAGCUCUGAAGCUUAUCUAUGUCUCUUUGUAAUCGAUAACAUCCUUCAUUAUGUUGGGAUAUAUAUCUAUACGCCGAGGGAGGGUAGACCUGUAGUUGCUGCUUGGGAAAUCGGGGGGCGUUGCGGAGCUGCUGUUUGGACUGUUUACCGAAACUGCCUGUGCAGCUGGACUACCAAGGUCAGACCAAUACAAUGGCAGCCUUUACUCGGAGACCUUGUUUACAAGACAGACCAUCUCGUGGAUACCUGCCAAGGCCGAGGCCUGUUCACAGGAAGCCUUUGUCUGUGAGAGAUCACGUGUGUGAGUGAUUACGUAGCGUUAGCUUAGCAAACAAUAUAU
Messenger RNA from Hemiscyllium ocellatum (epaulette shark), 2530 nucleotides. Its product is annotated as acyl-coenzyme A diphosphatase NUDT19-like. The transcript has 2 exons. NCBI's taxonomy places the organism in Eukaryota, Metazoa, Chordata, Chondrichthyes, Orectolobiformes, Hemiscylliidae. Gene Ontology annotation, molecular function: hydrolase activity, acting on acid anhydrides, in phosphorus-containing anhydrides. The coding region runs from base 111 to 1298 and encodes 395 amino acids. Gene Ontology annotation, cellular component: mitochondrion. The record is from RefSeq and is a predicted model, not a curated record.